Juglans microcarpa x Juglans regia is the source of this 4440-nucleotide messenger RNA. Its product is annotated as protein CROWDED NUCLEI 1-like. The transcript has 8 exons. NCBI's taxonomy places the organism in Eukaryota, Viridiplantae, Streptophyta, Magnoliopsida, Fagales, Juglandaceae. Gene Ontology annotation, cellular component: nucleus. Gene Ontology annotation, biological process: nucleus organization. The record is from RefSeq and is a predicted model, not a curated record. Bases 743 to 4099 code for a protein of 1118 amino acids.
ACUCGCUCAACGUCACACAAACGAAAAAAGAAAAAGAAAAAGGGUAAGGUGUUCCGCUUCGAGACGUUAUCGGAUUCCAAAUCCCGAUUUCGCCGGACUUUUGGGGCUCCGUUCACGUCCGCACUAGGGUUACUGUUAUUAGAGCCUGCGCACACGAGGAAAAUUCCUCAAUCCCCCUCCCCAACACACAGACAGACUGAGACUGACAUAGAGAUAGUCAGUCACGGCCAGCGAGCGAACGACUUCAUUUCCGAAAAGACGUCGUAUUCACUACUUCAAGAAAUAAUUCCGAUCGUGCCCAAGUUACGGGGAAUUUUCAAAGAAGUUAGAUAAAUUUUAAGUGUUGGUUUCCGAAGACGUUUAGGGUUCUGUCUGAUUCGGUGAGGGCUCGGUGUGCUUAUGAAGUUGAACAAUUCACGAUCUGCGAUUCCGUUCUUUACUGAGGCCCAGUUUUCUAGAGUUUCAUCAUGUUUACCACCCCGCAAAAGUUGUGGCCCGGCUGGUCUCUUACGCCCGGAACCGCUGGCCAUAAGACUGCUACUGGCUCCACGCUGAAUCAGGAUUCCGGAGAAGCCACCGCUGGAAAGGGAAAGAACGCAGCUGCUCUUGUCGAAGUCUCUGCCGCGCUAAUUCGUGCUUGGUAGGAGAAAAUGGUGGCUUCUUCGAGGCGUCCGGGGACCCGAAUUCGCUGGUGGAGAAGGUUUCGAAGCUUGAAAACGAGCUUUUUGACUACCAAUACAAUAUGGGGCUUCUCUUGAUUGAGAAAAAGGAGUGGACUUCUAAGUAUGAAGAACUCAGGCAAGCAUUAGCAGAAGCAAAGCAUGCCCUCAAACAAGAACAAGCGGUCCAUUUAACUGCAAUAUCUGAAGUUGAGAAGCGGGAGGAGAAUUUGAGAAAAGCCUUGGGUGUUGAGAAGGAGUGUGUGCUUGAUCUUGAGAAGGCUUUGCGUGAAAUGCGCUCGGAAAAUGCAGCAAUCAAGUUUACUGCUGAUUCUAAGUUGGCUGAGGCAACUGCUUUAGUCACUAGCAUUGAGGAGAAAUCUUUGGAGGUAGAGGUGAAAUUGCGUGCUGGUGAUGCCAAGCUUGCUGAGGUGAGCAGAAAAAGUGCAGAAAUUGAGAGAAAAUCACAGGACUUGGAGGCUCAAGAAGCUGCACUUCAAAGGGACCGCUUAUCCUUCAUUUCUGAGCGAGAGUCCUAUGAUUCUACUUUGUCCAAGCAAAGAGAGGACAUGCGAGAAUGGGAAAGAAAAUUGCAGGAGGGAGAAGAGAGGCUGGCCAAGGGUCAAAGAAUUAUUAACCAAAGAGAGGAGAGGGCAAAUGAGAAUGAUAGGAUUUUCAAGCAGCAAGAAAAGGACCUUGAAGAGGAACAGAAGAGGAUUGAUGCAACCAACAUUAGCUUGAAAAGGAAAGAAGAUGACAUAAACAGCAGGCUUUCACAUUUAACAUUGAGAGAGCAGGAAUUUGAUGCCAUGAGGACAAACUUGGAGAUGAAAGAGAAAGAGCUACUUGCAUUAGAAGAAAAGCUCGAUGCUAGAGAAAGAACUGAGAUUCAGAAGCUUCUUGAUGACCACAAUGCUACUCUGGAUGCAAAGAAGCUUGAUUUCGAGUUGGAAAUUGAUCGAAAGAGGAAAUCACUGGAUGAUGAGUUAAAUAACAAGGUGGUUGAAGUGGAGAAGAGGGAAGCUGAAGUUAAUCACAUGGAGCAGAAAGUUGCGAAAAGAGAGCAGGCAUUGGAAAAGAGAUGGGAGAAGCUUAGGGAGAAAGAGAAGGACCAUGAGUCCAAGCUGAAAGAUCUGAAGGGAAGGGAGAAGUCCAUCAGAUCUGAGGAGAAGAGUUUGGAGAAUGAGAAGAAGCAAGUGCUUGCUGAUAAAGAGGUUGUGCUUAGUCUCAAGGCUGAAGUUGAGAAGACUAGGGCUGAUAAUGAUGUAGAGCUAUUGAAGAUACGUGAAGAGCAGCAUCGGCUUCAAGUGAGUGAAGAAGAGAGAUCAGAAUAUGUUCGCUUGCAAUCUGAACUAAAACAGGAGAUAGAUGAUUACAGGCUUCAGAAAAAACUGCUUCUGAAGGAUGCUGAAGAUUUAAAGUUGCAAAAGGAGACAUUUGAGAGAGAAUGGGAUGAGCUGGAUGUGAAACGAGCUGAGAUUGAGAAAGAGAUGAGAAAAGUGACUGAACAGAGGGAAGAAGUAGAAAAACUGAAACACUCUGAAGAAGAAUGGUUAAAAAAUGAGAAGUUGGCAACACAGGAGUACGUACAAAGGGAACUGGAAGAUCUUAAAGUGGCCAAAGAGUCUUUUGCUGCUCAAAUGGAGCAUGAGAAGUUAGCAAUUGCUGAAAGAGCUGAAAGUGAUAGAAGCCAAAUGCUUCAUGAUCUUGAGCUACGGAAGAGAGAACUUGAGACUGAUAUGCAGAAUCAGCUAGAGGACAAAGAGAAAGAACUGCGGGAGAGGGAGAAGCUAUUUCAAGAAGAAAAAGAGAGACAAUUAGACAAUGUUAAUUACUUGAGAGAAGUAGCUAGGAGAGAAAUGGAAGGAAUUACACUUGAGAGAGUUAAAAUAGAUAAAGAGAGACAAGAAGCUGAUGAAAACAGAAAGCAUCUUGAAAGGCACCAAGUGGAAAUGCGAAAGGACAUUGAUGAGCUUGCUGAUCUUAGCAGGAAGUUGAAAGAUCAGCGUGAACAAUUUGUUAAGGAGAGACAACGCUUCAUUUCAUUUAUUGAAAAACUCAAGAGUUGUCAGAGCUGUGGUCAAAUCAUCUCCGAGUUUGAGCUGUCUGACUUACAAUUUUUAGAGGAAACUGAGAAUGCAGAGGUUUUUUCUCUGCCAAGACUGGCUAAUAUUCAUGUGAAGGAAGGUGGCCGUGGAAAUGCGGCUGCUUCUGAGAUGCAAAACAAUGAGUUAUCUCCAGUUGCAGGUGUCUCAAGAUCUCCAGUUUCUGGUGGAACUGUAUCUUGGCUACGCAAAUGCACCUCCAAGAUUUUUAAUUUUUCCCCAAGCAAAAAGAUUGAGCCUGCUGCUGUUCAGAGUUUGAUAGAGGCAGCGCCUUUGUCUUACCAGCAUGUAGAUAUGGAAGAACCAUCCAAGAGAGUAUCUAACCCUGCAGAUGAUGCAGAGCUAUCUCUUGGUGUUGCGACUGAUUCUCUUGACAUUCAGAGGAUCCAAUCUGACAACAGCAUAAGAGAGGUAGAAGCUGGCCAAGAUUUAUCAGCUGAUGAUCAAAGCAACAUCAAUAAUAAGGCACCAGAAGCUACGGAAGAUUCCCAGCCGUCUGACUUGAAUGGAGGUCAGCGCAAACUUCGCAAAAGAGGGAGGCCUAGAGUUUAUAGGACACGUUCUGUGAAGGCCGUUGUCAGUGAUGCUAAGGCUAUACUUGGAGAAGCUUUAGAACCAAAUGAGAGUGACUAUCCAAAUGGGAAUACGGAGGAUUCUGGCUAUGAUAAUGCUGAAAGUCAUGGUGAUUCUGCUCUUGCAAGUAACAGACUACCAGGAAAUGCCAGGAAGCGGAAUCGUGCUCAAACAUCUCAAAUCAUGGGGGAUGAGCAUGAUGGUGAAGAUAGUGGAGGACAUUCUGGUAGCAUUGUGGCAGGCCAGCACAGGAAAAGGAGACAGAAAAUUCCUCCACCUGUGCAAGCUCCAGGUGAAAAACGAUACAAUCUCCGGAGACCCAAAACUGGAGUUACUGUCGCCUCUACCAGAGGCAGGCCUGACCUUAGCGAAGAAAACAAGGUAGAAGAUACUGAUGGUGUUAGAGUGAUGGGGGAGGAAAUUCUUCUCUCUAAUGCUGCUCCUGCACAUUCAGUUGGAGCUGCUAGUGAGAAUGGCGGAAGCACCCACUUUGUUCAGUCUGGGAGAAAUGCAGACUCUCAGGUUGACAAAGCUGAUACAACAAAAAACUUGGCUGAGAACGCAGCUGUAAGUGAAGAGGUGAAUGAGACACUGGAAGGGGUAGGGGAGUACUGUGAUGGAGAUGAGUACAGGAGUGAAUCCCAUGGUGAAGAUGCUGCCGGUGUUGAUAGUGUUGAUGGGGGCGAUGACUAUGAGGAAGAGCCUGAACAUCCUGGUGAAGUGUCAAUGGGAAAGAAGCUCUGGACUUUCUUUACAACAUAAUGAUGCCGGAUCCUGUUUGCCAUAUUGGUGGGCUUUGAAUGGAUCUGGACCUCGCUUAGAUUGCUGUUAGGAGUUUCCUGACGUGUAGUAAUGUGUAUUAACAAUUUAAAUGUAGCUAGUAGAUCGCAAGUAUUCAGGUUGGGGAUUGAGUUUUGCUCUGCCCUCUCUAUUUCUCUUUUUAGGAUUUAGAAAAUAGGGGGCAUUCUAUUUUUUAAUGACAAUCCUAGAUAUUUUGAUGUAGUAGUAACCCAGUGCAUAUUUAACGCUGGACACUCGGCUUCCACCCUUCCAAUUGUUUGUAUCAAAUGUUUGUAUCCCUACUGGAAUGAUUGUUUGAACCC